GUCUAUUUUGGAAAAAGGAGGCUGCACCAAAGCAGCAUGAGAGCUGUUUGGCAUCGCAAACCACCAGAGAAGAAAAGGAAAAAAGAACUCUUGUCGACCGCCCACCACCAGAGGAGACCGGGGGAGUUCCAUCAUUCUGGAUUUACUAUCACUUCAUGAAUUUUUGAGCAUAAAGUGGACUUUUAUUUAUUUUUUUGGUGUAUCAGCUGGAAAUAUAUUGAUUUGUCGGCUAUUUUACCUGAGAGGCUGAAGACUCAAGGGGCAAAACAUGGAUCAGAACCUGUUUGGAGGAGCUCCCAGGUUCCUCACCCGCCCCAAAGCAUUUUCAGUGUCAGUAGGGAAGGAUGCCAAUCUCAGCUGCACUGUUGUAGGGAACCCCAUCCCAAUGAUUACCUGGGAAAAAGAUAAACUCAAGCUGAAAUCUGGAGGCCGCUUCAAAACUGUGGAGGAUGGGGAUGUGUACCGCCUGACCAUCUACGACUUAACGUUGGAGGACAGCGGACAGUACAUGUGUCGAGCCAAAAACAACGUGGGGGAAGCGUACGCAGCCGUGACCCUAAAAGUGGCCCUGCCAGCAGAGUUAUGUCUGAGAGCCCCUGUUUUCAUGGUGAAACCUACUUCUACACGUGUAGGUUUGGGUGGUGAUGUUGUUUUCCACUGCCAAGUUGCAGCUCACCCUGGAGCCAGCUUUGAGUGGGAGAAGGAUGGGCGCUACCUGGGGGAGACAAACCGUAUCAAGAUCGUUUCUGACCAUGACAGCAGCACCUUAAAGGUCCAAAGUGUUCGCAACCUGGACAGCGGCACCUACACCUGCAGGGCCCAGAACUCCGUAGGCCGUUCCCAUACUGCAGCGGCUCUGGUUGUAGAUGCUCAGGAUGCUCGCAACAUGGCUGCAGACAAGAGCACCUCCCUCCUUUCUCACAUGCAAAAACGCAAAGAGGAAAUGAAGAAGGAUAUUUCCAUCUAUCGCACUGAGGAAAGCAGUUCCUUCUCCACAGCCAACAAGAGCAAUGCACUGAGUCUGGAACAUGAGCUGAGGGCAUCUGCACUGGUUAAUCUUCCCAAAGGUGUUUUUACCCGUACCUGCACAGUGACCGAGGGCAAACACGCCAAACUCAGUUGCUUUGUGACAGGUCAUCCAAAACCACAUAUUAUCUGGAGGAAGGACGGAUCAAACAUCGGCGAGGGCCGCAGGCAUGUCAUUUAUGAAGACCAAGCUGAAAAUUUCAUCCUCAAGAUCCUGUAUUGCAAGCAGAGUGAUAAUGGCUUUUACACUUGUAAUGCAACCAAUAUGGCUGGGCAGACCUACAGCGCUGUGCUGGUUACAGUCAAAGAGCCCAAGGUGCCUUUCAGGAGGAAGCUCCAGGAUGUGGAGGUCCAAGAGAAGUCUUCAGCCAAACUCAUGUGUGAGGUGCCGUACACCGCCACGCAGGCCAACUGGUUCAUGGAGGAAACGCAACUGGAGCAAAAUAGCAAAUAUCGCAUGGAAGAAGAAGGCACACUGCGGAGUCUCACCAUACACAACGUCACCACUAAUGAUGAUGGUGUUUAUAUCUGCGAGAUGAAAGAGGGAAGCCGCACUGUGGCUGAGCUCACAGUCCUUGGUAAUAUCACCAAGAAGCUUCCUCGGAGGACAGUAGUACCUGUCAGUGACACUGUCAUCUUCUGUGUUGAGCUGGAGCAUCCUUGUCCUAACGCCUUCUGGACUCGCAACGGCGAGAAACUGAAGGCAGAUUCUCGUAUAUCUGUUGCCUGUCUGCUUCGACAGUACACACUCACAAUCAAAGACUGCCACGCAGACGAUUCAGGAGAAGUGGCCUUCGUGGCUGGAGACUGCAAGACUUCCACACGAUUCACUGUCACUGCUGCACGGAAGCACCCCCCUGACCCCCCAGUCAACGCUGUGGUGCAGAACAAGACGGACUCGUCCAUCAAAAUUCAGUGGUCUCCUCCUGACAGUGAUCGUCCAGUACCCAUCAAAGCGUACAUUGUGGAGAGAAGGAAGGUCGGUGCUUCUACAUGGCAGAGGUGCAACGCUGGAGAAACGCUUGUUUCAACAGAAGUCACCAUCUGUAACUUUGCAGAGGAAGCUAGCUACCAGUUCCGUAUCUCUGCCACAAAUGACUUUGGUCAGAGUCCCUAUCUAGAGGUUCCUGGAAGCUUCUAUCUUGAACCCACUGCAGAAAUAAAAAAAGGUCUGGUGAAGAGCACUGCAGUAUCCGAUGAGGAGUUCUCCAUCUCUGUGGAGUUGUCUGCUGUUUGCUCUGGUUUCUGGUCUCUAAACGGGCGCCUCCUGCGCAGUGGAGCUGAUUACCUCAUCACCAGAACAAAGAACGUACACACUCUGCUCAUCCGCGUUGUGACCAUGGAAAUGAAUGGAGCCGAAAUCAAAUUUGUGGGUGGAGGUUCACAGAGCAGUUGCAUCCUAUCUGUGGAGGCCCCUUCUGUUAGGUUCUUCAACAAAUCAGAUCAUCCAGAUGUUGUCACUUGCAGCGCUCAAGACAGUGCUCAGCUAGUUGCUGAGGUGUCGGAUUAUGAUGCUCAGGUGACCUGGAUGAAAAAUGAGAAGGAGGUAAAAAUGGGCAAGAAAUACGAAUAUGUGACAAAUGAUCGUAAGAGGAUGCUUAUGGUGCACAAUGUUACGGAGGAAGAUGUGGGACUUUAUCAGUGUGUUUUAGCUAAUGACAAGAUGUCCUUUCAACUUGCUCUCAAAGAUGAACCAGCCAAAUUUUUAAAUAAAGCCAGAGGGCCCAUGGGAUUAUCAUCAACCCUUAAAGGAGAUCUUGAGCUUAGCUGUGAGGUGUCGGUAACAAGUGCUGUCGUUGUGUGGAAAAAGGACAAAGUAGAGAUUAGUGAGGACCAAAGAACCACCAUCAUCUCUAAAGGGACUCAAAGGAAGCUCAUCGUUAAGAGCGCCAAAAAAGUUGAUGAAGGAUAUUAUUCAUGUGAGACAGAAGCCGAUAAAGUCACAUUCCAUGUCAAGAUAAAAGACGCCCAGGCAGUAGCUGCGUUCUCCAACAAGGAGUCCGUUCAGAAGGAAGUCAGAGCCAUUCUCACCCAGAGAGCAACGCUUAGCUGUGACGUGUCUGAUAGUAAAACCGAGGUGAAAUGGUACAAAGAUGGCAAGUUGUUGGAAGCUAGCCAGAAGAUAUACUCGGAGGCAAAGGGCACACACCGUCAGCUGGUGAUUGAAAAGGUGGAGAGGAAGGAUGCUGGAGAGUACACCUGUGAGGCCGGAGGGGAUAAACUACUUUUCAAGAUGUUUGUGUCAGAGGCUCAGUCAGCUUUCUCCAAUAAGGAAAAAGUUCAGGAGGAGGUGAAAGCCGUUCUGUCCCAGAAGGCCAUCUUGAGCUGUGAAGUAGCUGAAACCAAAACGGAGGUAAAAUGGUACAAAGGGGGGAAAAUCCUGACCUCCAGCAAGAUGAUCCACGCCGAAUCAAAAGCCAGAACCCGCCAGUUGGUGAUUGACAGCGUUGAGAGGAAAGAUGCUGGAGAGUACGUCUGUGAAGCUGGAUCUGAGAAGCUGACCUUCAAGGUUCAUGUGGAAGAGGCCCAGUCAGCCAUCUUUAAUAAGGAAUCAGUCCAGAAGGAGGUGAAAGCCAACGUGUCCCAGAAGGCCACUCUUAGCUGUGAGGUUUUUGAUUCCAAAACAGAAGUGAAAUGGUGCAAAGACGGCAAGCUCCUCCUUUCCAGUAAGACCGUGCGUACAGAGUCCAAGGGCAAAAGUCGCCUGCUGGUGAUUGAAAAUCUGGACAUGAAGGAUGCUGGAGAAUACACAUGUGAGGCUGGGACUGAAAAGCUGGUCUUCAAACUUCAGGUGACAGAUGCACAAGGCCAGUCUGCUUUUUUCAACAAAGAGACUGUCCAAAAGGAGGUAAAGGCCAUCCUGUCCCAGAAAGCCACUCUGAGCUGUGAGGUGGCUGAUGCUAAGACAGAGGUGAAGUGGUUCAAAGAUGGCAAGCUGCUGACGCCCAGCAAGACAAUCCACACUGAGUCAAAAGCCAAGACUCGCCAGCUGGUGAUUGACAGCGUGGAAAAGAAAGAUGCCGGGGAUUAUGUCUGUGAGGCUGGAUCUGAGAAGCUGACCUUUAAGAUACAUGUUGAAGAAAUCCAACUCAAGUCUGUUUUCUUCAACAAGGACUCUGUCCAAAAGGAGAUAAAAGCCGCCCUGUCCCAGAAGGCCUCGCUGAGCUGUGAGGUUGCUGAUGCAAAGACAGAGGUGAAAUGGUACAAGGAUGGCAAGCUGCUGACAUCCAGCAAGACGAUACAUGCAGAGUCAAAGGGCAAGAGCCGCCAGCUGUUGAUUGACAGUGUGGAGAAAAAAGAUGCUGGAGAUUACGUCUGUGAGGCUGGCUCUGAGAAGCUGGCUUUUAAGAUACAAGUGGCAGAACCUCCUGUUGGCUUCACCAACAAGGAAUCAGUCCAAAAGGAAGUGAAAGCUUCCCUCUCUCAGAAAGCCACUCUGAGUUGUGAUGUUUCAGAUUCCAAAACAGACGUGAAGUGGUACAAGGAUGGAAAACUUCUGACUUCCAGCAAGGCCGUCCAUGCAGAAUCAAGGGGUAAGACUCGAGAGCUGGUGGUAGAGAGAGUGGAGAAGAAGGAUGCUGGGGAAUACACUUGUGAAGCUGGAAGUGAGAAGCUGCAGUUCAAGCUACAGCUGACAGAUGCCGCCGUCAAGUUCAAGGAGUCUGCCAGGGACACAAUUGUUGUUGAAGCACGUGAAAACAUUGUUCUAACCACUGAGCUGACCUCUGAGAGCGGUAGUGUUAAGUGGUUUAGAGACGGCAUGGAGCUGAAGGAGAGCAGUAAGUGUGAGAUGAAACGAGAAGGCUCUACUCGUACGUUGAUUGUGAAAUCUGCAGAGACCAAAGACAAUGGAACAUACUCCUGUCAAACUCCCGAUGACAAUGUGGAGUUUAAAGUUCGAGUUAAAGAUUCAGCUUUGAAGUUUGUUCUUCCUUUGAAACCUGCCUCAGUGGAGUUAGGAGGCACACUUAGCCUGGCUUGCGAACUAAAUCAGACCUCGGGGGAUGUUGUUUGGCACCACGAUGGCCGUGAGAUUAAACCCGGAAGCAGGCACUGUGUGAAAACUGACGGUCCAAAGCGGGUUCUUACUGUCAUGGGUGUGACGAAGGAAGAUGAGGGAGAAUACAGCUGUGUUUGCAAAAAUGACAAGACAUCUGCUAAAGUAACCUCUAAAGCACCAAGACUCGUUCGACUGACUACAAAACUGAACAAUGUAGCUGCAACGGAGGGAAAAAACGCCAUUUUCAAGUGUUCUGUCACUCCAGCAGACGUCAGUGUGAAGUGGUUCCAUAACAGCAUACCCAUCACUGCUGGGCCCAAGUAUAAACUUGAGCAUGGUGGUGGGAGUUACUCGCUCACCGUGACCUCUGUCACACUGAAGGAUGCAGGAGAAAUAAGUGUCGAUGCAGAAGGCAAAAGUUGCAGAGCUACCCUGCAAGUUCAACGUGAACCUGUGACUUUUAAGAAAAAGCUGGAAAAUGUGACGGCUGAGGAGGACAGUGAGGCUAAACUGGAAGUGGAGCUGAGUAAGGUCUCAGAUGAAGUCAAGUGGAUGAAAAACGGUGUUGUGCUGCAGCCUGGUGUAAACGUAGAGAUCCGGGUGGAUGGAGCGAAGCAGUCUCUGGUCUUCAAGAAAGUCACUUAUGCAGACCGUGGCCUGUACUCUUGUGAAACUCUGGAUGACAAGACCCAGGCCAAGCUCAGUGUAGAAAUGAAAAAGAUUCAGGUAAUUAAAGGUUUGACAGAAACCAAAGCACAUGAAACAGAGACAGUGAGCUUUGAGGUGGAGCUCAGUCAGGCGGACGUUGAAGCUUCAUGGACCAGAGAUGGGGCCAAGUUAAAGUCAGGAGCAAACUGUCGCAUCACAGCUCAGGGAAAGAAGCACAAGCUGACGCUGUCCAGUCUCAAAAAGGAAGAUGCUGGGACCGUUGCCUUCCAGGCAGAGGGAGUCCACACUUCAGCCAAACUGAUUAUAGCCGAACCUCCUGCAAUGAUCUCCAAACCCAUAAUGGACAUUAGUGUUUCUGAAAAGGAGAAGGCUACUUUUGAAUGUGAAGUGUCAAGAAACAAUGCAGAAGUGAAGUGGUUUAAGGAUGGUGCUGAGCUGAAGCCAGGAAAGAAUCUUGGCCUUCAUUUCCUGGGCCGAAAAUGCACUUUGGUCAUUCAGAAAUGCACGCCUGAAGAUGGAGGCACGUACAUCUGUCGCACCACUGAUGACAACACGUCUGCCAAGCUCACCGUUCAUGCCAGAGAUAUCAAGAUUGUGAAGAAGCUGGUGGAUGUGGAGGUGAUGGAGAAGGAGAGCGCUUCAUUUACUUGUGAAGUCUCACAUGAUGACGUGGAGUUCCAGUGGUACAAAGGAGGUAACAAACUCAAAGCCACUGAAAACAUCAAGAUGAGACAGGAGGGCAGAACCUAUGUACUGCUGUUUAAGUGUGUCACCCCUGAAGAUUCGGGUGAGAUUAAAUUCACAGCUGAGAAGACUUUUUCAACUGCAAAACUUAAAGUAAAAGAACUGCCUGUCAACUUUGUGAAGAAACUCAGGGAUAAGAUAGCGAUGUACAAGCACCGUGCUCAUCUUGAAUGCCAAGUAUCCCGUGCCAGUGCAAAAGUGAAGUGGUUCAAAAACAAGAUGGAGAUCAAACCCAGCAAAAAGUACGAGAUUAAAAGUGAAGACGUGUAUCGAAAGCUCACCAUCAACGAUGUGGACUGUGGAGACGAAGACACGUAUAUCUGUGAUGCUACAGAUGACAAAACAUCCUGUAAACUGCUUGUGGAAGAGCAGUCCAUAAGUAUUGUGCGUGAACUUAGUUCAGUAGAGGUGACAGAGCCCUUCGCAGCUGUGUUUGAAGUUGAAAUCAGUAUGGAACUGGUGAAACCUCCUACAUGGACUUUGAAUGGAGUUGCUGUUCAGGAAGGUGCUGAUGUUGAGACGGAGAAAGAAGGCACCCUGCACCGUCUCACCUUCAAAAAGACCAAAGCAUCAAUGACGGGACCUGUGCAGUUUACUGCUGGGAAGAGCAAAUCUUUAGCUCAGCUCAACGUUAAAGAGCGUCCACUUGAGAUUGCAGUACCCAUUAAAGAUGUGACAGCAAAGGAAAAAAGCUCUGCAACACUCACUUGCAAAUUUUCAGCAGUACCCAAAGAGGUUAGUUGGUACAAAGGUCAGAUAUGUCUGACGACAUCUGAUAAGUACAACAUGAAGCAAGAUGCUACAAGGGCCCAACUUAUGAUUGGAAAACUGACUGCCGAGGAUAGUGGAGAGUAUCGCUGUCAGUCAGGACCUGCCGAGACCAAAGGCACCCUUACCGUCGAGGUCCGUGACAUAAAAAUCACCAAGCACCUGGUUGAUACAGAAGUUGACGAAGACAACGAUGCAGCGUUCACCUGUGAGAUUAACUAUGCAGAUGAAGAGGUGCAGUGGCUUCUCAAUGACAAGGUGCUCUUCACAAAUGAAGUCAACACCAUCACACAUGAGGGGAAGGUCCACAAGCUCACACUGAAGAAUUUAGCUCCCCAGGAUGGGGGUACCAUCACCUUUCAAGUCCGUAAAUUGAAAGAGUCUGUCAUGCUCAGGGUUAAAGAGAAACGUGCUGUGUUCCUCAAGUCUCUGGAUGAUGUCACUGGAGAAGAGAAGGGCAUGAUAACCUUGGCUUGUGAGGCAUCCAAGCCAAGGGUUUCUCCAACAUGGAGGAAAGAGGGAAAAGUCCUAAAAGCCGGACCAAAAUAUGAGCUUCUUCACACAGGCAAGUCUUUGGGACUGAUCAUCAAGGAUGCCACCAAAGAUGAUGCUGGCGAGUACAGCUGUGAUCUUGGCACAGAGGUUUCCAAGUCAAAGGUCACUGUAAGAGAAAUUGGUAUUGGUAUAACAAAAUGGUUGAAAUCAGCUGAGGUGAAUGAAGGAGACAGCUGCAGCUUCGAGUGUAUUCUUUCUCGUGAGAGCACUGAUGAGUGUUCAUGGAGUAUUAACGGCCAAGCUGUUAAAAACGGCGGCCGCUUUAAGAUCACCUGUCAAGGACGCAAGUACACUCUGACCGUAAGAGAUGUCAUGCCUGUUGAUGCUGGUGAGGUGGUUUUCAGCAUUAAAGAUCUGAGCUCCAAAACAACAUUAAAAGUUGAAGGAAAAGCAUCUUCUUUAUCAAAAGGACUUCAGAAUAUUUCUGUAGUUCAAGGUGAAGAUGCUGUGUUCAUCUGUGAGGUGACACAGUCUAGUUCUACUGUAAAGUGGUCCAAAGAAGGCAAAUCCAUCAGGAAAAGCCAGAAGUAUGAGCUCAGCCAACAGGAGAAGCUCAUGAAGCUGAUUAUCCAUAAUGUGUCUGCUGAAGACUCUGGAGAAUACAGCUGUGAAGUUGUUGGAGGUGCAACUACAAGAGCCAAGCUUGAAAUUAAAGAACCAAUCCACAAAUUUACCAAAGUGUUGGAGGACAUCCAAGCUGAUGAACAGAGCUCUGUGACCUUGAAGUGUGAAACAGCACAAACCCCAGCCUCAGUGACGUGGCUCAAAGGCCACACGGAGCUCAAGCCUGGAGGUCGAUACGUGAUGUCCCAGAAGGAGAAGGUCUUAAGUCUCACCAUUAAAAACCUGGAGGAGAAGGAUACUGACAUCUACACGUGUGAUGUGGGCACCGCUAAGAGCAUGGCAAAAGUGACAGUUAAAGUUCAACCAGUGACCUUCAAGCAGAAGAUGGAGAACCUGGAGGCUGAAGAGGGAGCCAGUAUUACUCUGAGCUGUGAGCUCUCCAAACCUGGAGUUCCAGUGGAGUGGAAGAAGGGAACACAGGUCCUGAAGUCUGGAGAGAAGAUCCAGAUGAAGCAGAAGGGAUGUGUGAAUGAACUCCUCAUUAACAAAGCGGCACCAGAAGACAGUGGAGAUUACAGCUGUGUGUGUGGAGACCAGAAGACUACAGCUAGUCUUAAGAUCUCGGCCCAACCAGUGACCUUCAAGCAGAAGAUGGAGAACCAGGAGGCUGAAGAGGGAGCCAGUAUUACUCUGAGCUGUGAGCUCUCCAAACCUGGAGUUCCAGUGGAGUGGAAGAAGGGAACACAGGUCCUGAAGUCUGAAGAGAAGAUCCUGAUGAAGCAGAAGGGAUGUAUGAAUGAACUCCUCAUUAACAAAGUGGUACCAGAAGACAGUGGAGACUACAGCUGUGUGUGUGGAGACCAGAAGACCACAGCCAGCAUCAAGAUCAAGGCCCAACCAGUGACCUUCAAGAAGAAGCUGGGGAGUCAUGAAGCUCAAGAGGGAGCCAGUAUUACUCUGAGCUGUGAGCUCUCCAAACCUGGAGUUCCAGUGGAGUGGAAGAAGGGAACACAGGUCCUGAAGUCUGGAGAGAAGAUCCUGAUGAAGCAGAAGGGAUGUGUGAAUGAACUCCUCAUUAACAAAGUGGUACCAGAAGACAGUGGAGACUACAGCUGUGUGUGUGGAGACCAGAAGACCACAGCCAGCAUCAAGAUCAAGGCCCAACCAGUGAUCUUCAAGCAGAAGAUGGAGAACCAGGAGGCUGAAGAGGGAGCCAAUAUUACUCUGAGCUGUGAGCUCUCCAAACCUGGAGUUCCAGUGGAGUGGAAGAAGGGAACACAGGUCCUGAAGUCUGGUGAGAAGAUCCAGAUGAAGCAGAAGGGAUGUGUGAAUGAACUCCUCAUUAACAAAGUGGUACCAGAAGACAGUGGAGACUACAGCUGUGUGUGUGGAGACCAGAAGACCACAGCCAGCAUCAAGAUCAAGGCUGUGAAGCUGUCUGUUCCUCCCUCAGCUGCUGAACCAGAGUCCAAGAUGCAGGAGACCAAAGAAAAAGCUGAAGUCAAGAUGAGUGAAACUUCAUCUGUAGCUGGUAACGUCAUUCAGAAGAGGCAGGAGAUAAAUGAAACUGUGGAAGCUGUGACACUGCCAGCUACUGGAGAGGCCCCUAAACAGCAGAUUCUCAAUCAAGAGGUUCAGCGAGGUUCAAGAGAGCUUGAAAUGGGACGUGAAGCUGACAAGCCUUUUACUGGAACGGUUGUCAAACAAGCUCAAAGCCAGGGGACCAAAGAGCCAGCACAAGCUGUGACUGCAAUAAAAACCGGAGCCUGUGAAGAUGAGCAACUCAAACAGGAGACUGAGAGAAGUUCAACAGAACCUAAAGUGGAAGGUGAAGAUGUCCCCGUUAGAUGCAUUCAAGACCUGGAGAGUCAAGAAUGUGAGGAAGGAAAAAGCGUGACGCUGCAAUGUGAGCUUUCUAAACCUGGACUUCCCAUCAAGUGGAAGAAAGGAGGAGAAGUCCUAACUUGUGGAGAAAAGUACCACAUGAAACAAGCAGGACUGAAUUAUGAGCUUCAAAUUCUUGAUUUGACUCCUGGAGACACAGGAAGAUAUUCAUGCUGCUCAGAGGACACCCUAAGCUCAGCAUUUCUUGUUGUAAAUGCUCGUCCAGUGUUUUUCAUAAGAGACUUGGAAAGCCAGACGGUGCAAGAGGGAAACAGUGUCACUUUAAACUGUGAGCUUUCAAAAUCUGGUGUUGCUUUGGAGUGGAGGAAAGGAGAACUUGGCCUUUGUCCUUGUGGCAAGUAUGGAAUUAGACAAACAGGACAUCAGGCUAUGCUAGUAAUCCAUGACGUAGAUCCAGAGGAUUCUGGGAGCUAUACGUGUGACACUGGUGAAUGCCAAAGCACAGCACAAGUAGCUGUGAAGGCCAAGCCUGUCUUGUUCAGAACCGAGCUACAGAACCUUGAAAGACAAGCUGGAGAGGCGGCUACUUUUCACUGUGAGAUCACAAAACCAGGAGCCGAUGUGGUCUGGAGGUACGGUGACAAGGUGCUGACCACCAGUAGCAAGUAUCAUCUGAAACAGGAAGGGACAGUGGUCAAACUUAUUGUCUGUAAGCUGCAGGGAGCUGACUCAGGAGAAUACUCCUGUGAUACAGGCCACCAGAAGACGUCAGCUGUCCUCACGGUGAUGGCUGCUGAGGUUGAAAUACUGAAGUUCUUGGAGAGCUGUGUUGUACAUGAGGGGGAAGAUGUACACUUUGAGUGUCAACUUUCUCAUACGGAGACGCCACAAGUUCAGUGGAAACUCCAAGAUGUUCCACUGCAGAAUAAUGAAAUGAACCUGAUCAAAUCUGAGGGCCGAGUGCACAGCCUCACACUUAGAGGCGUAACUGCUGCUGACUCUGGAACAGUCACUUUCUCUGUGGGAAACCACACUUCCACCGCCUCUCUGACUGUCAGAGCAUCUUCAGUAUCCUUCAAGAAGGAGCUGGCAGAUCAAGAGGCCAGAGAAGGAGGUGAAGCUACACUGUCCUGUGAAACGUCCAGUUCUGACUGUAAAGUGACCUGGAAAAAGAGCUCAACUGUACUCUCCCAGGGUGAAAAGUACACCAUGCAGCAGAAGGAUACCACCCAUAGCCUGGUUAUACACAAGCUGAUGAUGGAGGACAGUGGGGAAUACAUCUGUGAAACAGGAAGUGGGAAAAGCAUUGCAACCUUAACUGUAAAAGAACACGUACGCAUUGUCCAAGAGCUCAGCGACAUCACUGUGAUGACGGGCAAGGAUGCCAUCUUUGAAGUUGAACUUUCGCAUUCAGGCGUCACUAAUGGGGAAUGGUGGCUUGGAGACAACCUCCUUCAAAAUAAUGAUCUGAAUCAAAUGAGCAGUCACGGCAGACUGCACCGAUUGGUGCUGAAGAUGGUGACCACAGAUGAAUCGGGUGAUGUUGCCUUCGUCGUUGGGGAUGAGAAGAGCGUGGCUUUUCUUCUGGUUGAGGAGAAACCCAAAGUGCUAAUAGUAGAGAAGCCCCAUGAUACGGUGGCAUUAGAGGGUGAAACGGUCACUCUUGCCUGCAGCAUCUCUGACCCAAAUGCUACAGUCACCUGGACCAGGAACAAAAGGAGCAUUCGAGAAGGUCUCAAAUAUGACCUGAAGAAGAAUGGGGCAAUCCACCAGCUUCGUAUCCAUAACCUGGUGUCUGAAGACUCAGGAACAUAUGUCUGCGACACAGGAGACGAGCAGUGUGAUGUCACAUUGACUGUACAAGGUGCUCCAGUGUUCUUCCAGAAAGAGCUCAAGAACCAGAAUGGUGUAGAGGGUGACAAUAUCACCCUUCGCUGUGAACUGUCUAAGCCAGGCAUUCGGGUUGAGUGGAGGAAAGGAGGCAUUGUCCUCCAGCCUGGUAAGAAGUACGAGAUAAGACAGGAAGGACGCAUUCAGGAGCUUUGUAUACAUAACCUGGAGCCUGAAGAUCGUGGCUACUACACCUGUGAUGCAGGAAAUCAGCUCACUACAGCUUCUUUAGCAGUUCAAGUGAAGGAGAUCUUCAUUGUAACUGGUCUUAUGAACACUGACAUCUUUGUUGGGGAGUGGGCAACUUUCUCCUGCCAGCUGUCUGGCAGGGCUCCUGGUAAGGUGCAGUGGUGGUUGGAUGGCACCUUGCUGGAGAGCAGCUCUGUCAUUGAGAUAGGCCAGGAGCAGUCCCACAUCCACACAGUCACCUUUAAGAACCUGGCCACAGAUGACUCUGGCAAUGUCACCUUCAAAACUGGCAGUUUAACCUCAUCGGCCAAGCUCUUAGUCAAAGAUCCCACAGUUGAACUGGUGAGCGAUAUGGAGGACCUUUUGGUGGUUGAAAACCAACCAGCUGAGUUCAUCUGCCAGUUCUCGAGGCCAGUCAAGGCUCAGUGGAAGAAAGACGGGCAGCCUUUGCAGCCUGAUGGUCGAAGGGUGGUAGUGGAGCAGGACUGGAAUGUGGCUCGCUUGUACAUUAACCGCGUGUCUACUGGGGACAUGGGGACAUACUCCUGUGAGGCUGAAGGCAUCUGUGUGUUUGCUUCACUUCAUGUGGAAGACAAGCCUAUACGUAUUGUUCAAGGCCUGGAGAAUACGGAAACCUUUGCUGGAGGUGAAGCGCUCUUUGAGUGCGCCCUCUCUCGCCCGGAGAAUACAGAGUUCACUUGGCUUCUUGAUGGGAAACCAGUGAAAGAAUCCUCCAAGGCUGAGGUAGUGUCAUUCGAAAGUGGCCGUCGCCAUCUCCUCCUUUUAAAAGAGCUGCAGGUUAAAGACAGUUGCACAGUGACUUUUAAAGCUGGUGCAGCUUCUACCACUGCCCAGCUCACUGUCAAAGACUGGAAGCUGAAGAUUGUGAAAGGUUUGGAGGACAAAGUGGCUGCAGUGGGAGAGAAGGUUGAAUUUAGCGUUAGGCUGAAUGAGUCUGUUCCUGCAACAGAAGUGGUCUGGUAUGCUAAUGGAGUUGAGAUAAACCCCGGUGACCUCUGGGCUAUGAGGGCUGACGGCAGCUCUUAUAAUCUCAUCCUGAGACAGGCCCCUCUCAUGCCUCAGCAGGAAAUUACCUUUGCUGCCAGAGAUGCUCUCUCAUUGGCCAAGCUUACAAUCAUUACUGUGCCUGAUCCUCCAGAGGAGCCAGAAGUCCUCAGUAAGACCGCAGAGACCGUCACGCUGUCUUGGUUCACUCCUUUGCACGAUGGAGGGAGUCCCAUUCUGGGAUACAGGGUGGAAAAGCGGCUGGUGGACAGUGCUCUCUGGCAUCCAUGUCAUUCUGAGCCUGUUUGCAACACAGAGUUUGUGGUUGAAAAUCUUGUUGCAGGGCGUGGAUACAGGUUUAGAGUGGCAGCCAUCAACAGAGCUGGGACUGGAGAGCCUGUUGAACUUCCUCUGACGUUGCAGCUUGAUGCAAAGCAGCAGCAGCCCAGUCUGCCUCCUGAAGCUGCUGAAGAAGGUGACCUUCAUGAAUUGUGGGAAGCAUCAGCCAAGAAACGACGUAUGAGUCAAGAGCCCAAACUGGACUCCAUCACUGAACAACCUGAGGAAGGUGGGAAAGGUGCCCAAAAGAAAAAAGGACAGAUUGAACUUAAGUCAUCAGAAAAAGGAGAAAUCAAAUCUGCUGAGAGGGAUCGGGCCAUUGUUGCCAAGGAGCAGACAGAAUUGAGUAAGUCCAUCAGCUCUGAGGUGGAGAGUGUUUCUGGGGGCUCAACGCUUGUGUCUUACCUCAAAACGAGUAGCACGACUGCUGUCACAGCCACCACUGAAGCUGAGACUCUGGCCACCGAUAGGUUCUUUGCUCAUUUUAAAAUGACAGAGCAGAAAACAGUACAGCAGACUGAAGCAAAAACAACUGUAAUCCAGCAGAUGGAUGAAAAACAGGUAUCUACACAAGAAACUGAUGUUAUGGAGAUUUCAAAAGAGGAUGAACCUGAGCUUACAGAUGCGGCCAUUAAGAUUCAAGCUGCCUUCAAAGGCUACAAGGCUCGCAAGGUCAUGCGUCCUGUCUUCAAAGACGUCUUCAAAGAGCAGACCAAAGAACCUAAUGACACCAUUCAUCUGGAAUGUUUGACAGAAGGUAAACCUGAUAAAGUUCGCUGGUUGAAAGACGGAGAACAACUGAUUGAUGGAAAGCAUCAUCAUAUUGACAUCUACAAUGAUGGCACCUGCUCUCUGGUCAUUACUGCCAUCACCACCAAAGACACGGGGGUUUACACUUGCGAGAUCACCAACAAGUUUGGAGUCGCUUCUCACAGCGCAAAGGUGACCGUAGGAACAGUGAGAGAGUCAUCGGAGAGACGACCCCUGUCUGUGGGUUACAGUGCCGACAGUGAGCCUGAAAGCUCCUCUGGUAGUGAGAUGGAUGAGUCCCUGAGACAGGCAAGCAGACGUCUCAGGCGCCUAUUGCGCACACGUCUCCCGCCUGAUGUUGAGGAAGAACCAUUCCUCAGCGCUGAUGAAGGGGACUUGCGCCCCCCAGAUCCUCACUCUUACCGUGAGGAUGAAAAUUACAUCUACAUUCGCUUUGAAUCCCAGGCAGAGGCUGAAGUUGCCUCUAAAAGAUUCCAGGAGAUGUUUACAGUCCAUGGCGUCCCUGUGGACACCGCCAUUAUAGCAGCUGGGCUUAAUAAAGUAGAGCUGCGAAUUAGAAAAUCUGGUUACAUUCAGGAUGGAACACAGACACCCACUCAAGAUCGACAGCCUCCUUCUUUGAUUACUGGAGCUCCAGCUGCUCCCGUCUUCUUGACAGAGCUACAAAAUCAGGAUGUUCCGGAUGGUUAUCCUGUCAGCUUUGACUGCGUUGUGAUUGCCAAGCCCCCUCCCACUGUUCGCUGGUACAAAGAUGGCAAACUCCUGGAGGAGAAUGACCAUUACAUGAUCAAUGAGGGCCAAGAGGGCUGCCACCAGCUCAUCAUCACCACUGUGCUGCCCACUGACAUGGGUGUCUAUCGCUGCACAGCAGAAAACAGCAGUGGCAUUGCAGCUACUAAAGCUGAGCUUCGAGUUGACAUGUCUUGCAGCUCCGAUUAUGACACUGCUGCUGAUGCUACUGAGACUUCAUCCUACGUCAGUGCCAAGGGUUAUGCCUCCAGUAGAGAAACAGAAACGUUUGAAUCUGUAGCCGAGGAUGAUCAACUACCACAGAUUGUGGACGAACUUCACGAUGUUCAUGUCAGUCCAGGUUCACCUAUCGCCAAGAUGCAGCUCAAAGUAAAAGGUUUCCCCAAACCCAGAUUAUACUGGUUCAAAGAUGGCCAACCUAUACGUGCAUCAGAAAGGAUUCUGUUGUCAGUAGAGAGGGAUGUUCACGCUGUUGAGAUCAUGGAGGUGAAGAGAGAGGACAUGGGGGAGUACUCUGCCUAUAUCAGCAAUGCAGCUGGUUCUGCCUACUCCUCUGCCCGACUGAUUGUAUUGAGUCCAGGAGAGAUUUUGCCACAAGAUAAAAAAGACUUGAAGGGGCCCCUAGUGCCACCCCGCUUCCUUGAAAAGUUCUGCAACAGGAAAGUGAAACAAGGAACAAGUAUCACUCUGUCUGUCAAAGUAGGAGGAUCUCCUACUCCUACGGUUUCAUGGCUGAAGGAGAAAUCAAUGGAGGAUGUCUUGUGGAUCAAGUCGGAUACUAAAGGAUACAAAAUAGCAAGUUCUGGUUGCCAGCACAGCCUCAUCAUGAUGGAUGUGGGCACAGAGUACUCUGGCGUCUAUACCUGUAUAGCCACAAACAGAGCAGGGCAGUCUGUCUGCACUGCUCAACUCAAGGUGGAUGAUGCACCACAACUAAAGAAGGAGAUCACAGCUUCAGAGGUUCUUGGGAUUCACAAGAGUGGUCCAGAAGAGGCAGCCAGCAGAGAAAAUGAGGGUAAAAUCCCCUACUUGGGUGAAGUUGGAACAGAAGAAUUCCUCAAGAAACUCACCUCUCAGAUCACAGAAAUGGUUUCAGCAAAGAUCACCCAAGACAAUUUACAGAAUGAGGAAGUGCUCCAGUGGAUGAAAACUUGGCCCAAAUCUACCACUUCAUUACGCAUACCAGGAGGUGACAGUGACGACGAAACCAAAACUCCUUCUCCAUCACCUCAUCAUGGCCGCUCUCAUCCGCCCUCCCUCAUCGUAGAUUCCUCUUCAGAGUCAGAUGAAGGAGAUGCUAGGGGAGAGAUGUUUGACAUUUAUGUGGCGUUGGCUGACUACACCCCAACCACUGCAAGCAAAGACUCCAUCUCCUUGAAGGAAGGACAGUAUGUGGAGGUUCUGGACUCAGCUCACCCACUGAAGUGGUUAGUCCGGACCAAACCAACUAAAACAACACCGUCACGGCAAGGCUGGGUGUCACCUGCAUACCUGGACAAAAAACUCAAACUGUCUGCUGAUUCAGGUGACCUCCCAGAGGGAAACGUAGAGGAGGUGUCAGAGGGAGAAUACAAGAGGAAGUUAUUCCAACUUAUACAGGAUCUGGUAAACGGAGAGUCUGAGUUUGUGAAGGAGUCUGGUUUCUUCACCUCCCACCACCUGAAGCAGGCUGACAGUCCUGAAGCACCUCCUGAUGUCGCCACCCAGAAAGAGACCAUUUUCAGAAACAUUGAUGAUAUAAAAUCCUUCCAUAGCAAGACAUUCCUCCCAAAGCUGCAUGACUGUGACACAGACGACGAUGUUGCCAUGUGCUUCUUGAAGAACAAGGAGGGAUUUGAGAAGUACCUUCAGUAUCUUGUAGGUCAGAGUCAAGCCGAAUUAGCCAUCAGUGACAAGAGUGUCCAUCGCUUCUUUAAGGAGUACACUGAUAAAGAGCAAGCCAGUGCAAAUGCUUCAGAUCCUCCAGUGCGAAGCAUCCACACCUACCUGCAACAGCCACUGGAGAGGAUUCAGAAAUACAAAGCCCUUCUUAAGGAGCUCAUUAGAAACAAGGCAAAAAAUGGCCAGAACUGCUGUUUACUUGAAGAGGCGUAUGCAAUGGUGUCUGGACUCCCGCAGCGCUCAGAGAACACACACCAUGUGUCGUUGAUCGAGAACUAUCCUGCUACCCUGGAAGUUCUUGGAGAACCAAUUCGACAGGGACCUUUCCAAGUCUGGGAGGGAGCUCCUGGAAUUAGAACGUCCUCAAGAGGUCACCACCGUCACGUGUUCCUUUUUAAGAACUACUGCAUCAUCUGCAAACCCAAAAGGGACAGCAACACCGAUACACAAGCUUAUGUUUUUAAGAACAUGAUGAAAUUGAAUAACAUCGAUGUGAAUGAAACGGUGGAAGGUGACGAUCGUGCCUUUGAGAUCUGGCACGAACGGGAAGACUCUGUUAGAAAAUACACUUUACAGGCUCGGACGGUAAUCAUCAAGAACUCUUGGCUGCGAGACUUCAGAGAACUACAGCAGCGAUACAGCAUGGCUGCAUGGAAUCCGCCAGAUUUUGAAGAAAUUUUGGCAAACUGUACAGCAGAGUUGGGUCAGACAGUGAAACUGGCUUGCAAAGUUACAGGAGUGCCCAAACCUGCAGUCACCUGGUACAAGGAUGGACGUGCAGUAGAGGCAGAUCCCCAUCACAUCAUCAUUGAGGACCCUGAUGGUUCCUGCACGCUGAUCUUGGAUAAUAUGAGUGCAGAUGACUCUGGACAGUACAUGUGCUUUGCCACAAGUGCAGCUGGAAACGCCAGCACUCUUGGAAAAAUUACUGUUCAGGUACCUCCUCGUUUUGUAAACAAGAUGAAGAAUGCUGUCUUUGCCCCUGGGGAAGACGCUCAAUUCACCUGCAUAAUACAAAGUGCUCCCAGCCCCAAAAUCAGGUGGUUCAAGGACAGCAGACUCCUGACAGACCAGGAAAAGUACCAGACCUACAGCGAGCUACGUAGUGGGGUUCUGGUUCUGAUCAUAAAAAACCUGAACGAGCGAGACCUUGGCCACUACGAGUGUGAGCUGUCAAACCGCCUGGGUAAUGCCAAGUGUGCUGCUGAUUUAGUCCUCCCUUCUGCUGUGGCUCGCACUGGUGAGCAGGCUAUCACCAUUGAAGUCACAGAGCAGCAGACGAAAAUACCAAAGAAAACCAUCAUCAUUGAGGAAACUAUUACCACUGUGGUGAAGAAUCCCCGUAUGAGGAGACACAGAUCCCCAGGCUUGACUCUUGUUGGUGCCCAUCGCUCUGAGACUUCCACACCUGAGCCUCCGACAGCGAGAUCGAGAAGGAUGCCCACUCCAAGAAAGACAACCAUACCAACCCUCUAUGUCACAGAGCCAGAGGGAGCAGAAGCCAGGGCAGUGGAGACCAGGCCGAGGUGGGUUGAAGUGGAAGAGGUCAUUGAGUACAAGGUCAAUAAGUCACCCAGGCUGUCCAGGAGAAGAGGCGUCUCACCUGCAGGGUCUGAUCGUGCUGCAACUCCCUCAAGACCCAAGAGGUCCACCAUCGAAAACCCAAAUGUUAAUAAUUCUAACAACAAGCUGGUGGAGCAAACCCAGGCACAGCUGCAGGGGGAGAUCAGCAGCCAGCCCCUCGCUUUGGAGGAAGGUGAGCAGAUUGCUUCUGGAGAACCUCUUGAAGUCUCAUCUGUCCUUACAUCUGCUGGAGAAGACAUUGAUGACCAGGACACUAUUAUCUUUGAACCGGAUGAUGAAGAAUGUGACGCACCAAAUGAAAAGGAGCAUGUGAUCCUGAAACAAGGAGAUCGUAUUUUGAACCUCGAGGACUUGGAGGAUUACAUCCCAGAGGAAGGCGAAACGUACGGUUCCUCCGGUGCCCACCAUGUUGUAGAGGAGAAGCCCUGUGAGAUCUCUGUUCUCCAGAGGGAGAUCGGUGGGUCCCAAGUGGGACAGCCGGUGCUUCUCAAUGUCGGACGGCCAGAUGUCGUACCAAGGCAGAGGAGUAGCUUCUUCGGUCGCUUCAGAGAGCAUCUCUCCAACAGCAUUUUCUCAUCUGGUUUCCCACAAGCUGCCGAACCUCGGCCCAGAACGGAGAGGCAAGUCCCGAUCCGAGUGAGCCAGGCGGACCUGGAGGUGAAGCCUUCAUACUGCUCUGAAGUGCAGAGAGCUGAGGGACGGCAGCGCAGCUUUAAAACCAAACUGUCCACUCAGACCUACGGCUACACACCAGUGGGAAACACUGUCACUCUUCAAAUUAGAGACAACCAGAAUCAGAACCAGUAAGCUAACUUCAUUCGGCACCACAAAUUCUUAGUCUUAAAUAGAUGAAUUUUAGCGUAAAAGGUGAAGAACAUCUCUGAUGCAUUUUACGAACCAUUCCAUUUGAAGUGGUCAGUCAAAAAUAGGUCUGAUUCUCAAACCCUGUUUUAUAACAAACGGUUGACAUCAGGAUGGUUUCCAGACUUUAGCGAAGUUGGAAAGCGUGGGAAUAAUUUUGUCUCUGUAAGUAGGUUUCAGUCUCAUUCUGUUUUUGUCAGCAAUAUGAAGUGUGGACAGAAACCUAAACAUCAGGAUUUGAGCAAUACUAACUGAUCCAGGCAUUAGACAACAUUUCUCCAUAUUCACAAACAAGCUGGUAUUUCGUACAUUUCGAGUUUUACUUUUGUACUUUACAGAAAUGUUGCAUUUAAGUGCCUUGGAUUACUGGAACAAGAAAUAUUAAGAUGUUGUGACUUUGUUUGCUUUCAUUUAAUCACUGACAGAAAAUCUAAUUAGUUUUUUCUGUUAGUCUUUGAAUGAAUCCUCUGUGAACAGUUUUUAAAAAAUAUUAUUCUUGUAGAUCAGUCGGCAGGUGGUUACAAAUGUUCAGAUGCUCCAGUCAAAGUCAUGUUUGGAAUCUGUCGAUGUGCAAACUCAAGACUUUCACAGGGACGUCUUCGUGUGCUGCUGAUGUGUUUAGAUGAGUGAUGGCAUGUUUUUGUCAGAUUUGUUCAUUUAGAGAAACCAGAAUGGUCAUAUUUAAGUGGAAAUGUGUGCAAAAUACUCAGGCUCACCAAAUUUACAACCUUCUUAGUGCAAUUAAAAAGUGAGUGGGCUAACUUC
This is a messenger RNA of Nothobranchius furzeri (turquoise killifish), 20206 nucleotides long. NCBI's taxonomy places the organism in Eukaryota, Metazoa, Chordata, Actinopteri, Cyprinodontiformes, Nothobranchiidae. The record is from RefSeq and is a predicted model, not a curated record.